CUCGAACACGUGCGGUCGCUCACUCUUCCGAAACCGACUUUUUGGCGCCGCGAGUGACUGUUCUUUUUUUUAAUACUACCAACAAAACCUUUUCAGCUAGCAACUUUUUCUGCGUUAGCCACAGAAAUAAGGUAUAACAAGGCCCGCUGACCGCAGUAACGAUGCAGGCGUAUUCAUCUCUCCACUGAACUCGGAACAGAUCAAUACAUCAAAAUGGCACUAUCAAACAACUCCAUAUCCAGAACCUACCACAGGCUGUUUGUUGAAUUGGCAGACCACCGCACCAACGACUGGUUCCUCAUCAAAAGCCCCAUACCUGGACUGACUAUCAUCGGGCUGUACCUGUACUUCGUGCUGAAAUGGGGUCCCCGCUACAUGGCCGACAAGAAACCCUUCCAGCUGCAGAAAACGCUGGUCGUCUACAACUUCCUCCAGGUCGUGGUCAGCUGUUGGCUCUUUUUUGAGGGUUUGGACGCUGGCUGGCUGAGGACCUACAGCUGGCGGUGUCAGCCGGUGGACUUCUCGGAUAGCCCAGAGGCUAUAAGGGUCGCUCGAGGAGUGUACGUGUACUUUUUGGCGAAAAUAUCUGAGCUGCUAGAUACAGUAUUCUUCGUCAUCAGGAAGAAGGAGAGACAGAUCACAUUCCUCCAUAUGUACCACCACACUGUGAUGCCCAUGAUAUCCUGGGGCGCGACGAAGUACUACCCUGGAGGCCAUGGGACCCUCAUAGGGGUUAUCAAUUCAUUCGUCCAUAUAAUCAUGUACACAUAUUAUAUGUUAGCGGCGAUGGGACCCCAGUACCAGAAGUUCUUGUUCUGGAAACGCCAUAUAACCACGCUGCAGAUGCUCCAAUUCUGCAUAGCGUUCCUGCAUUCGUCUCAACUCCUGUUCUACGACUGCGGUUAUCCGAGGUGGUCGGUUGUGUUCACAUUACCGAAUUCGAUAUUUUUCUACUAUCUAUUUUACGAUUUCUACUAUAAAGCUUACGGUAAGCCAGGCGACAAGAAGAUAAAGGAAAAAGAUGGCGUCGAAAACCAAGCAAACGGUAAAGAGAAAGAAUCAGAAUCUAAACAGUACGAUAAGAGCAAUUACAAAGCCACCAAUGGGAUCAAGAAUGGUAUAGUCAGUAACGACAAAAAAGUCGAUUAGAACGUAUAAUGGGGAAAAUUGUAAAUAUUAUUAAAAUUAUGAAUAGCGUCGUACUCUGUAUAA
Chilo suppressalis (striped riceborer) is the source of this 1212-nucleotide messenger RNA. The record is from the annotation of a GenBank genome assembly. Lineage: Eukaryota; Metazoa; Arthropoda; Insecta; Lepidoptera; Crambidae.